AUGACAGACCCGGAGAGGAGAAGCUCCUUUUGCACCUCCGAGUUGCCGUCUGCUGUCAUGUCUUUUGAUUCCGUCUUUGAAAUCAUGCGUGUAGGUCUUAGCUCUGAAGAUUUGCGCUCUUUCUGUAGAGCUAGAUCGUCGGGGCCUGCGUUCAAGACGGUAGAGCCACAAGUGGAUCAUUCCUCUGAGCGACAGAAGGCCCAGCAAGAUCGAAAGAAAGAGAAGAGAAGACUGAAGAAGAAGCAGUUGAAAGAAGAAAAGAAAAGGAAGACAGAACAAGCAAAAAAGGGUAAGACAAUUGAUUCGCCUCUGGAUAGCGGUGAGGUCAAUAUCGGCAACACACAACACCCAUUCUCUAAUAACGCGACUAUAAGCUCUAAGCCUGUUGUUGAUGAAGCUCCACCCAGUUAUAGCGGCCUUGCCGCUGGUUCUCUUGAGACGUCUAAUGCAGAUACAUCCUCGAGCCAUACAGUUCGUCCCUCAAGCCAGAAAGGGGAAGAACAUGAGGAGCAGAAUGAGCCUUCUUCGAUUUAUGAUGAAACCGGCCCUGUCAUCUGUCACUUGCACGGUCGGAAUAUAUGUCAAUUUAACUUCAGCUGUUGCGUGCAUAAGCCCACUAUUGACUGCAACUGUCCACCUAAGUGGUCCUGUUGCUGCGCUCAUCACUCAGGAGAUUGCUGUAAUUGUGUCUUUGCUUCUGGGUCUUCUUAUCUCGAUGAACAUGCCUCAGAGGCGCCAUCAGAUGGUUUUAGACAGACCUCAGAGCAAGAGACCAAGGAAAAGAAUGUAGUGGAUGUUGGUGUGGGAAGUAGUGAAGCUUCAUCCGAACACCAUACUAUCGCGACCGAAAUACUCCCCAAUAGAUUCGAUCCACUCUCAGAACACCUGCUUCACUGCCUAGAAGCGAGUGAGUUCUCCGACUCCCAGAUAAUAUUGAGAUCCUCCAAAGAUAUCUUCAUGCCCAUAGUCUUCAAAACACAUCGUGUGGUGAUCAGCCGUAGCCGUUUCAUGGCCGAUGUCUUGGGGUCGACGAUCCAGAAAGAGCGUCCUAAUGAGAUUGUCGCCGUGGGAAAUGAGAAUUUCUGUAUGAUCAAAGGCUUUGAAUAUGCGCUGCAACACUUGUAUGGGAGGCCACUCCUAACAGCAGGACAGCUCAGAUUGGCGACUCUGUCCACCUAUGGAUACUCGGAGAACAAUGUGGGAAAAAUACAAUUCUCACUCAUGGCGGCCAUGGUAGACUUCGCCCUGUGCUAUGCCGCAUCUGGGGCCUUCUUUCAACAAGAGGCAGUCAUCGAAACGGGUAUCAGACUAGCCAUUGAGCUAAUCGACUGGGAAACAGUCGAAUGCAUUCUCUAUUUCGGAGUUUGCACGACAAGACCGGUUGUUACCCUCGACCAGACUGGAGAUUAUGAUGCAGCAGAAGAGCUGCAAAGAUGGGCUCCACGGCUAGUUAGUUCGGUUCUGCAGUUCGUCACCAGGCACAUGGGCAUGGACUUCACACUGUACACCAAGGCGCAGAGUAAGACUCUGCCGAAUCGAAUCCCAGAAAGCCUGCAUGGAGUCCCGGGUCCAGUGAUCACUAGUCCUCGAUCGUAUACGCCUCGCCAGGGAGAAAACCCGAACCGAGAUGUUGAAGUGCUUUCUGCGAUGUUGAUCUACCUUCCGUACAAGCAGCUAGGACAGAUGUUGGAGGCCAUGGAAGCGCAGAAUAUUUUAUCGAGUGACCUCGCCCAGGCGGUAGUAGCAGAGCGCGAGACACGCCGCUUGCAAGCCCUCAGAGCCCUUGCGAAACAGGGGGUCAAAGACGAGCUGAGUGCUACCGAUGAGGUUCGAGAGCUGGGAUAUCGAGAGACGGUCACUAUUGGAGAAGUGCAGGGCCCAGGUAUUACUCUCAACAGGGAGUGGAUUGGUCUGGCUGUUGUGGAAGAGACAGUCGCGACACCCAGAGUCAAACGAGUGGUCAAGAAGCACAAGAAGCACAAGCGUAAGAGGAUGAUGAUUAAGGUGGCGGUUGGGUAG
This is a messenger RNA of Aspergillus oryzae RIB40, 2019 nucleotides long. RefSeq lists its product as uncharacterized. The transcript has 3 exons. The record is from RefSeq and is a predicted model, not a curated record. The coding region runs from base 1 to 2019 and encodes 672 amino acids. NCBI's taxonomy places the organism in Eukaryota, Fungi, Ascomycota, Eurotiomycetes, Eurotiales, Aspergillaceae.